AUGGUAACCUCCUACCUCCGUAAGAAUCAUGGUGCAAUUUGCAUUGAAUACUGUACCGACAAAAACGUUCUUUGUAAUCGAGUUUGCUCUAAAGAACGGUCCUCAAACGUCCAAUUUCUAGACUUAAAUAGCGGUCACAAUAUGUUGUCUUCGGCUGCAAAAAGUAUCGCAUCAUCUAAAACGCCUAUCACUCCAGGUGUAAUCGAUAAAACUCUUCAAGGUACCUAUCCAAUGUCGCCUGUAUCUCUGACCCUUAUUUUUGGUUCACCGUCGCUUAUUGGUCUCUUACCUUGGCAGAGUAGCUGUACUGAAAUAUUGUGA
This is a messenger RNA of Rodentolepis nana, 321 nucleotides long. The record is from the annotation of a GenBank genome assembly. NCBI's taxonomy places the organism in Eukaryota, Metazoa, Platyhelminthes, Cestoda, Cyclophyllidea, Hymenolepididae.